AUGCUCUAUCCCUACGGGUCGACGCUCUAUCCGCGAGUCUAUGCUCUAUCCCUACGGGUCGACGCUCUAUCCGUGAGUCUAUGCUCUAUCCCUACGGGUCGACGCUCUAUCCGUGAGUCUAUGCUCUAUCCCUACGGGUCGACGCUCUAUCCGCGAGUCUAUGCUCUAUCCCUACGGGUCGACGCUCUAUCCGCGAGUCUAUGCUCUAUCCCUAUGGGUCGAUGCUCUAUCCGCGAGUCUAUGCUCUAUCCCUACGGGUCGACGCUCUAUUGCGAGUCUAUGCUCUAUCCCUACGGGUCGACGCUCUAUUGCGAGUCUAUGCUCUAUCCCUACGGGUCGACGCUCUAUCUGCGAGUCUAUGCUCUAUCCCUACGGGUCGACGCUCUAUCUGCGAGUCUAUGCUCUAUCCCUGCGGGUCGACGCUCUAUCUGCGAGUCUAUGCUCUAUCCCUGCGGGUCGACGCUCUAUCUGCGAGUCUAUGCUCGAUCCCUGCGGGUCGACGCUCUAUCUGCGAGUCUAUGCUCUAUCCCUACGGGUCGACGCUCUAUCUGCGAGUCUAUGCUCUAUCCCUACGGGUCGACGCUCUAUCUGGGAGUCUAUGCUCUAUCCCUACGGGUCGACGCUCUAUCUGGGAGUCUAUGCUCUAUCCCUACGGGUCGACGCUCUAUCUGGGAGUCUAUGCUCUAUCCCUACGGGUCGACGCUCUAUCUGCGAGUCUAUGCUCUAUCCCUACGGGUCGACGCUCUAUCUGGAGUCUAUGCUCUAUCCCUACGGGUCGACGCUCUAUCUGCGAGUCUAUGCUCUAUCCCUACGGGUCGACGCUCUAUCUGUAAGUCUAUGCUCUAUUCCUACGGGUCGACGCUCUAUCUGUGA
Closterium sp. Yama58-4 is the source of this 873-nucleotide messenger RNA. The record is from the annotation of a GenBank genome assembly. Lineage: Eukaryota; Viridiplantae; Streptophyta; Zygnematophyceae; Desmidiales; Closteriaceae.